This is a messenger RNA of Molossus molossus (Pallas's mastiff bat), 5953 nucleotides long. RefSeq names its product suppressor of cytokine signaling 6 (gene SOCS6). Bases 628 to 2229 code for a protein of 533 amino acids. The record is from RefSeq and is a predicted model, not a curated record. Gene Ontology annotation, biological process: intracellular signal transduction; phosphatidylinositol phosphate biosynthetic process; protein ubiquitination. The transcript has 4 exons. Gene Ontology annotation, molecular function: 1-phosphatidylinositol-3-kinase regulator activity. Lineage: Eukaryota; Metazoa; Chordata; Mammalia; Chiroptera; Molossidae. Gene Ontology annotation, cellular component: phosphatidylinositol 3-kinase complex.
CCGAGCGGCAGUCGCGCCGGCGCUGGGCGAGGGAGCGGAGCGGCCGCCUCCGCCAUCACACUGAACCUGUCCCUUGAAAUUAUUCGAAGGGCACCACACUCGGAGACUAUGCUUGGGGCGCGGUGGCUGUCCUCUUGUCGCUGGGAGCAGACCACUGAGUAGAGAAGACAGAACGAGGAGAAGGAAGACGACGAGGUCGGGUCCGAAGGCCUGGGAGACAAGCAGUUGUCCGAGCACCGCUGAACCCCGAAGGUGUCACUAUGCCUUCCUGAAAUUCCCGACAGGAAAUAUUGUCCUUUCGACAGUAGUCAUCUUUCUCUGUUGACAUUGCUUUGAAAGUGAAGGCGCACAGACUUAGGGAAGAAGCUCAUCACCAGCCACCGCAGACUCCUUACGUAAGCGUGUGCCAAAAUUGCCCUGGGACUGGAGUGGUUUGGCACGUUUGCAGAAUGACUUCGUUGUAGAAUUAGAAGGAACCUCCUGAGCAUUGCCCAGCUUCGUCCUUACCCAGAAAAUGGCUCGGGAGGGUCACUGAGGCCGGAGAACACCUGGAUGCAGCCUGUCCAGAUGUUCGCGGAUCGGAUUACAGAGCGCGAUUGAUCCCCUUGGAUUCGGUCAUUAGUCAUAAUGAAGAAAAUUAGUCUGAAGACCUUCCGGAAAUCUUUCAACUUGAAUAAAAGUAAAGAAGAAGCGGAUUUCAUGGUAGUGCAACAGCCCUCGCUAGCCGGCGAGUUCGGAAAGGACGACUCCUUGUUUGGGGGCUGCUACGGGAAGGACAUGGCCAGCUGUGACAUCAGCGGUGAGGAUGACAAAGGGGCCAAGAACAGAUCCAAGAGCGAGAGCCUCAUGGGCACGUUGAAGAGACGGCUUUCUGCCAAGCAGAAGAAGGGCAAGGGCGGCACCCCCUCCGGGGGCGCCGACGACGACGCCUUCUCCUCCUCCUCAGCACCCCUGGUCUUCAAGGAUGUGCGGGCGCAGAGGCCCAUCCGGUCCACGUCCCUCCGCACCCAUCACUACAGCCCCACGCCGUGGCCCCUGCGCCCCACCAACUCCGAGGAGACGUGCAUCAAGAUGGAGGUGAGGGUCAAGGCCCUGGUGCACUCGUCCAGCCCCAGCCCCGCGCUCAACGGGGUUCGCAAGGACUUCCGCGACCUGCAGCCCGACGCCGUGUGCCCGGAGCAGCCGGGGUCGCUCAAGGGCUCCGAGUCCCAGGACGGGGCCCUGCACCUGCACCUGGAGGAGCACGUGCCCGUCGUCAUCGGACUUCUGCCUCAGGACUACAUCCAGUACACUGUGCCUUUAGAGGAGGGGACGUACCCUCUGGAGGGCCCGCGCGGCUACUGCCCCGACGGCUCCUCCCCGAUGGAAGUGUCCGCGGUGCCCCCGCCGGGCGGAGGCGGCGCCUUCCCCGAGGACGAGAGCCAGGUGGACCAGGAGCUCGUGGUGGCCCCGGAGAUCUUCGUGGACCCCGCGGUGAACGGCCUGCUGAUCAGCACCACGGGGGUCCUCCUGCAGAGCCCCCGGGCGGGCCUCGACGACGUCCCUCCGCUCUCACCGUUGCUACCUCCCCUGCAGACCGGCGCGCUCCCCAGGAACUUCGGGGGGCUGGCGGGCGCGGACGCGCACGUGGCGGAGAGCGUGCGCUGCCACCUGAACUUCGACCCCCACUCCGCCCCGGGGGUCGCCAGGGUUUACGACUCGGUGCAGAGCAGCGGCCCCAUGGUGGUGACCAGCCUCACCGAGGAGCUGAAGAAACUGGCCAAGCAGGGGUGGUACUGGGGCCCCAUCACGCGCUGGGAGGCAGAAGGGAAGCUGGCCGACGUGCCCGACGGCUCGUUCCUGGUCCGGGACAGCUCCGACGACCGGUACCUCCUGAGCCUGAGCUUCCGCUCCCACGGCAAGACCCUGCACACGCGCAUCGAGCACUCGAACGGCAGGUUCAGCUUCUACGAGCAGCCGGACGUGGAAGGACACACGUCCAUCGUGGACCUGAUCGAGCACUCCAUCCGGGACUCGGAGAACGGGGCCUUCUGCUACUCGCGGUCGCGGCUGCCCGGGUCCGCCACCUACCCGGUCAGGCUGACCAACCCGGUGUCGCGGUUCAUGCAGGUGCGCUCCUUGCAGUACCUGUGCCGCUUCGUCAUCCGCCAGUACACCAGGAUAGACCUCAUCCAGAAACUGCCUUUGCCCACCAAAAUGAAGGACUAUUUACAGGAGAAGCACUACUGAAACGAGGGGAGCCCCGCGCCCUGCACUUGGGGAGGAAGGAACGAGAGGGGGAUCCAGUUUACAGACGCCGUCGCUCCGAGUCUUCGCUGCCACCCCGGUUCGGGGGUGCGGGUCGAAGGAAUCCGUGGGUCUCCGGGUGGGGAAGCGUCGCAAGGGGUCUCGGGUUGAUUUCGGUUCUUUCAAAAGGGAAGCCUCGAGGUUUUAGAAGCGUGCGAGUUCUCUUUCUUUCAUCCAUGUGCAGAAGAAUCACAAUGUGAAUGCUCAGAUUCUCCUUCCCCCACCCCCGUCCUUUGCUGCUAUCCACUGUGAUGUUUAUGCAUUAAAAGCACAUUUCAUGUGUGUUCAGCCCUAAGUGGAGGUGAAUGGAACUGUGUAGAAUGAGCAUUGUUAUGUCUCUUUCAGUGGCCCGUUUUCAGAGAGAGUGCUGAGGGAGCAAGCACACCGGGGUGCUGACACCCAGGACCGACGCCCACACUGAGAAUGAUCUGUUCUCUCCUUCUUGAGAAAGAUGGGUUUGGGAUUAUGAAUCGACGCUAUCUUGGGUACUGGAGCGCAGACCUGCACCCUGUCUUUCACGACACUCAUUUCUAAAUUACGUCCAAGGCUGUGCUGGUUUCGUUGUUGUUGUGAAAAUUUGAAUUUCCCUGUUGCCUUCAUUUCCAUCGUGUGGUUUGUCUGUUUUAAUAAAUGGCCUUACAUGAAAAACAUCAUAAAGAAAUGUAUACCACCAGUUUAGAGAUCGUUGCCUUUUCUGUCCGUCAGCUCUGGUACAAAUUGGCAGAACAUACAAAGACCCACGGAACCAGAAAUAUUAAAGAAAUACUAGAUGGUCAUAGUUUCCUGUGAUAGCAGUUUUUUGUGUUCUCUCUCUGUUCCUUGGCUGAAAUGUUUUGUCUGAUUUCUUUCACGUAGUCAACAUUUUCUUGGGUGAACAUGAUGUAGAACUGAUUUUUGUAAAUGGACUAGAUUCUGUUGGAACAUUCUUGUUUAUAUAAAGUUUUAAACUGAUUUGAAUGGAAAAGAAACCUUGUUUUAAAGUUGGACUUUCGUUUUCUUUUUUGUGGUCACUAUUAAGAUGUGCUAGAUUUGCGCCUGCCUUCCUUCGUCCCACCAAGAAAAUAGACAGCAAACCCAGUGACUUCAGUUGAGAGAUUGUAGAAAUUGCAAAACGCCAUGUAAGAAAAAUACUGAACCCGUACCAGAUACACGGAAGGCUUAUUGCCUGCCAUACACCGCCAUUUCAAAACAGGUGUUCGAUUUAAGCCUUGGGUAAAUUGGCAUCGUCAGUUACUUUGGCUCUUAGAUUCAGUUGUUUUUUGGUGGGGGGUUGGGGGAGUUUGAUAUCCCCAGUAAGCGGUGGUUAUUUCGACAUGCGGUGUUGGCUCACUGCAUGAUUCUUCCGUGUGGUGUUUUGGGUUUGCCUCAUCCAGAAAAUGUUUCUUUCAGAUGAAACAUGUAACUUAAGACAUUUCUUCCUUUGUCACUCAGUUUCCUUAGCUCUCACCCCCAUUUAUGAACAAGAGUAAAGGUCUUAGGUCAAGCUUAAUGGCUUUGUCAUUCAGUCAUGUCAAGUAUCCCCAUUUUUUUCUCUGUCUGUUUUUUAGGGUCAGAACUGAGAAUUAACAAGAAAAGGCACAAUACCAUAACAUCGUGUUAUGGUAUUUUGACUUAAAGGGGAAAAGGUACUGAAUUUUGGUGGAAUGUUGAUUGUACCUUGUUAUAAAGACUCAUUUUCUGAUGUUUUCACCUAAUAAGAUGGAAUAUUGAGUAUACUGUAAUAAUAUAAUUUAAGUGUUCACUAUAAGCUAUUUGGAUUAAAAACUAUUACAGAGUUGUAAACUUAUCAAAUUAAUGCAAGACAUUUAAACUAUUUUUUUGCAAAACUAUUUAUUUUUAAACAAUUUAAAGUAUAUCUAGGGUGAGUUAAAGGUCCCUGUGCAUCUAUAUUAGAUGGCAGGUAUUUUCAGAGUCACUGUGUGUUAAUAAUAGACGUUGAAGUGGCUUCUCCAUGGUUCUAGAAGCAUCUACAUGUACCCUUUGUGAGAUCACGGUGCACAGAGGUCUUUGGACUGCCCUGAAUCCUGUCUUAGCAUGUGGCAUAGCCUGUUCCUCAUGUUUUCCUCGCAGGAAUGUGUUUAAGGUCUAGCCAUUUAGUUGCAAGUUACGAUUAUUCUGAUUUUCAUCUGAAUGUUCUUAAAAUUGUAUCGUGUUUUUAUGGAGGGCAAGUCUUGAUACUCUUCUAAUCUAGAAAGCCAAUCCUUACGUGCUUUUGUAUAUUCGUAAUAUCAAAUUCUUUAAAGUAACAUGCCCUAUUCCAGUUCAAUUUGAAAUUCCUGGGGUCUGAUACUGUGUCGAUAAAAAUAAAAGUAUUUGCCAAAAAGUUAUUUACAAACAGAGAAGUAUCGCAAUAUUUUCUGCUGUUGCCUGGAGAGAACCAUUUGGAGUAGGCAACACAAUAUAAUAUAAAGAUUGGCUUUAUGGGAUCCUACAACAGGCUGGUUAAAGGUGGAAGGGGACACGAGAUAUAUGUUCAUCCUGUAGUUUGGUCUAGAUACAAUUUGGAUAAAUUUCUGGAUUACAUUGAAUGGCGGCUUAGAUAACCUGGAUGCAAGCUAGGAGUUAUUUUUAAAUGUGAUUCUAAAAGACUGAGCUCGAGGCAUGAAAGAAAACAGGAAAGCUGUAUCCUUUUGCCAUAAUAAAUGAAUCAGAGUUGUUUUUAUCAAAUAUUUCAUCAAAGAACGUGAUGGAGGCCGGGAGCCAUUUCCAGGCUUACUAGGACACUAUUAUGCAUUUUUAUAGAAAGAAAGUAUAGGAAGUACUUGAAAAAUAUCCCACUCUUUCUCUUUCUAAAGAAAACUGUUCUCUUUCUACUUGGUGCAAUAAUCCGAAGAUUUAGAAGUAAACAAUAGUAUAUCCCAGGAAAUGAUCACAGAGCUAAAAAUAGUUUUUAAGGAAACCAGCUACAUAGGGCAACCAUCUUGCUAUUGAAGGACAUCAUGUGCUAAAUCAUUGGCACACAGGAAAGAAAACCAAGUAUACAUGAUCAUUUCUGAGCCAGUAUUAUUGAAACAGGAUAGAAGUCACUACCAUCUUAAAGAGAUGAAAGGUCCCUGCUUAACAGCACUUUCGGAAACGCCAGUUUUAAUCAUUGUACAUUUCACAUUGUAUACGAGAGAGAUUUGUUUUAUGAGUGACUCUGACUAUUUUUUCAAUCUUAGUGGAUUUUCAUCGAAUGUGAAGUCAGUUUGAAAUUGAAAUGGCUACCAGCGACAGACAGUUUUGUUGAAAACGGAUCAGGAACCAUCGCUAGUUCCGUAAAUAACUUAAAAAUUCUAAAGCAGAGUAUGGGUACGCUAGUAGUCGCAAAUUCGGUUUCUUCGAACACUUUUUUAAUCCUGCAAAGAUUUUUUAUAAACAUCCUUUUUAUUGAUCACAGCGCGGAGGACGCGUAGUCGCUAUUUCUGAAAAGUGACCCAAACAGCCCAUCCAGAGGUGAUAAAUUCUUACAGAAUUUUGUAAUAACUAUACGUGUUGGGUUAAAGGAGUUUUAUAGUUGUUGGAGUGCCAUGAAAUUAAUCCUUGCAAUCCAGAUUGCUGUAGUUUACAUUUUUCUGUAUGUUUCAAAUCAGGUGUGUACCAUUUGUACCGAGAACACCACACAAUGAAUUAUCCAAAGUCCAUUGAUUUUAAUACGUGUUUUGGUUUGUACACAAAUUAUAGUAAU